Messenger RNA from Spizellomyces punctatus DAOM BR117, 1725 nucleotides. RefSeq lists its product as uncharacterized. Lineage: Eukaryota; Fungi; Chytridiomycota; Chytridiomycetes; Spizellomycetales; Spizellomycetaceae. Bases 102 to 1214 code for a protein of 370 amino acids. The record is from RefSeq and is a predicted model, not a curated record. The transcript is spliced from 6 exons. Gene Ontology annotation, biological process: tRNA modification.
AUCUUGAACACCACAACGCAGUUAUCCUUGUCCGUUAUCCUUGACGACUUUUGCAAAGAAAGUCACGCAAACUACGAACCGUAGUUUUGGACGUUCAGUUCAUGAUGCCAGCCAUCUUGCAAUCAACAACCUGCCAGCUUCCCAGCGGAGCUUAUCUAGAUGCUGUACGCAACUCAUGUAACGCUUUGAGUCAAACGUUGUCUCCUGAUAUUACUGUGGAUGAAAUUGCGGUCCAAGACUUCAUUUCCCGAAUAGAUCCAAGCAAAUGGCGGGAAGCUCAAAAAGAAGCGACGCGGAUGCCGCUAAAGUUUGACACGCUGGAACAAGAGCUGAACAUUAUUGCCUUGAUUGAUCUGUUGACUUUCGGUAGUGGGUGGAGGUCGCAACUCAAGGAAGCUGUGGGAAGAGGAGCCUAUGAUACCCUUCGUUUCGGCGUCAUGUCUCUACACAUCUCCUCCGUGGAUGUAUCUGCAAAGUACAUGCGAGAAAUCACCUUGGGCGAGGUGGCUACGUUGUUCAACAUCCCUGUCACCCGAGACGUUCCCCAUGAAACUCUACCGCUGACUCUGACUGAACCGCAUCCAUUACGCGAAUUCGCCCAGAAAAUCACAGAUGUGAUGAACGAGACGGGCGCCAUUUUGCAGCAGAAGGAUUAUCGCAAUUUGGCGCACUUCUUACUUGACGUCACCAAACCUGGAGCCAAUGGAAGUGGAUAUCCAUCAGCAGAGAAUUUGGUAGCGGCGCUGGCGAGCACCUUACCUUCAAUGAGGGAUAUGGGCCGAUGCAAUGGAGUCGACGUGUACAUUUUCCGACGACCACAGCUUAUGGCUCUGAAUCUGUAUCGAUAUUUCAGAGAUGCUGACCCAGCUCGCUUUCAGUUCUCGGACAUGAGCAUGCUGACAGUUUUGGCGGAUGAUAUUUUACCAUCGCUUUGGAUUCAUUUGGGCGUCCUCAAAGUCUCACCCGACCUUGCCGCAAUGCUAGAAAGGGGCGAUGAUUUGGGGACAACAACUGAGCAGUGGGAUCUCCGUCUUAGAGCUGCUGCUGUCGUUGCUGCAGAAGCGGUGGUCCAGAAGGCAAAAACAACAGAAGGAUUGGAUCAGGAUCUGGCUACGAUGAACCAUAUUUUGCUGGAUGCCUAUCUGCGCCAGUGGUACAAGGAUAGUGGCGCUCAGCUAAAAAGACUGAUCAACAAGAAGACGGUGUGGUACUGAAGGUUAUCCGAGGGGAAUUGCUCAAGGAGGAAAAACCUCGUGCGACAUGGCCCGAUGGUGAUUAGCUUUUGAAACUGCGCAGGAACGGCUUAGUAUCCAGCAUAUAUGUACAUUAUUGGUAUUAUAUCAUCCACUCAAAGUUUCGUGCUCCCAUCCUGGCGAAACUGGGAUAUCAUGGUUCGAGACCGAUCCGUGUCAUCUCUAUGACUGCCCCUACUCGCGGAUGCCCCUUCCGAUGACCCUCCUGCGAGCGCACUGAUAGCCGAGCUAAGGACCGACUUGCUAGUGGAUGAUGAGGCAGAUGCCUCCUUUCGCCGAUCCAACGCAAAAUUAAUGAGUUGCGAUUGUACAGCUUGACAUAAAGCCCGCACAGAAUGCAUUUCUUCCCGCAAUCGAGAUGUUUCGCAGAGCAGUGCCAUGUCCUGCCUCAUUUCCAUUGCUGAAAAUCCAGCGCUCAGAUUGACCAAAUCUGAGCGCAACUGGUCUGUCUCAGCCAGUAGUUGACCAAUCC